AUUCCAAGAAAUCAUCUCGUCUUUUCAUCUUUUCAGAGAGUUUUUCAAUUCUCUCUCUCUCUCCAUUUUCGCUUCUGAUCUCUCUUUUUCUCUUCAUUUUUUGCUGAGUCCACAGCUAUUCAGAAACCCAGUGAAGAAUCUGUUUGAGUUUGAUAAAUCCGGUGUCCUGCAGACAUGGCUCCUACACCAGCAUCAAAGUCAAACCACUCGACGCCUUCAUCAAAACUAAAUGCAGCCCACCAGCAAUCCAGGACCCCUCAGUCGAAGCUCCGCUUGAAUUUCCCCAAAGAAUCCUCCGCCGCCGCCGGUGCGCCGCCUGAGCACCCGGUGGAGGUCAUCGGGAGAAUACGGGAUCACCCGGAGCAAAAAAACAAGCCUCCGGUGAACCCAUCAACCUUACAGAUUCACAGCGAUGGGAAGUCGCUGAGAGUUAAGACGGAAAUCGGGUACCGGGAUUUUAGCCUAGAUGGAGUUUCACUGUCAGAACAAGACGAUCUUGAGGGGUUCUACAGAAAGUUCGUGGAGUCUAGGAUUAAUGGUGUGAAGCUGGGGCAGAAAUGCACGAUCAUGAUGUACGGCCCGACGGGUUCUGGCAAGAGUCACACGAUGUUCGGGAGUUCCACGCAGCAAGGGAUUGUUUACAGGUCUUUGAAGGAUAUUCUGGGUGAAGGGGUGGAGGGUGGUGAUGAUGAGAAAGUAGGGGUGGGGACAUUUGUGCAGGUUACUGUUUUGGAGAUAUAUAAUGAAGAAAUAUAUGAUCUUCUGUCAUCAGGCAAUGCUGGUGGAGGGUUUAGUUUUGGAUGGUCUAAAGGUGGCUCUGCUUCUAAGGUGAGACUGGAAGUAAUCGGUAAGAAGGCGAAAAAUGCUACCUUUAUUUCUGGAAAUGAAGCUGGAAAGAUGCUGAAGGAGAUUCAGAAAGUGGAGAAGAGAAGAAUAGUGAAGAGCACACUCUGCAACGAGAGAAGUUCCCGAAGCCAUUGCAUGAUAAUUGUCGAUGUCCCAACAGUUGGAGGCAGGCUUAUGCUUGUGGACAUGGCAGGUUCAGAAAAUAUUGAACAAGCUGGUCAAAAUGGUUUGGAAGCAAAAAUGCAGACAGCAAAGAUCAAUCAGGGUAAUAUUGCGCUGAAGAGAGUGGUUGAAUCUAUAGCAAACAGUGAUUCUCAUGUGCCGUUCAGAGAUAGCAAGCUAACAAUGCUACUUCAGGAUUCUUUUGAGGAUGAUAAGUCCAAAAUUUUGAUGAUACUUUGUGCGAGCCCGGAUCCAAAGGAAUUGCAUAAAACUAUUGCAACUCUGGAAUACGGGGCAAAAGCAAAGUGCAUAGUUCGUUGUCCUCAUACACCGGUUAAGGACAAAGGGGCUGAAGAUUCUUCAUCUGCUGUUAUUUUGGGUUCAAGAAUUGCAGCUCUGGACCAGUUCAUCUGCAAGUUACAGGUCGAGAACAAACUCAGGGAAAAAGAGUGCAGUGAGGCAAAGAAAGAGCUUAAGAAGAAAGAACAGGAGAUUUCUGCACUGCGGGCUAAGCUUGCAGUAGUAGAAGGAAGAGGAGAAGAGGCUAAUGAGGAGGAGAUCAAUUCGAAAGUAAACGAGCGGACUCAGAUGCUGAAAAGGGAACUGGAUGUGAAGAUACACGAAUGUCAGAGAAUGGCCCAUGAAUUUGUUGAGACAGAAAGGAGGAAGAUGGAAGCAAGAAUGUUUCAACAGCAACAAGAAGUUGAAAUGCUUAGACGACGCUUAGAGGAGAUUGAGUCUGAACUUCGUCUGUCAAAUGCUGGGAGUACACCAGCAGAAGUGGAAGGAAGCAGCUUCAUGAAAAGGCUGUUGGAGGUUUGUUCUGAAGAUUCGGACAUGGUUAAGUCCAUGGAUUUGGUUAAGUCAAUCGACAUGGAAACUACUGUUCUUCACAAAGCAGAAAUUCAUGGAACUAAUCCUGUUUCAGGAUUCACAUAUGCAAACGAUUUCAGUGAAGGAAUAUUGAGCUUUCCAAGCAAAGCAGGCCUGACCACCGUAUAUGAGGAAGAAGAGAACGAUGAUGACGAAGAAGAUAAAGAGAGUCUCUUUGACGACGAAGUGCAGAAGGAGGUUAUCGAGGAGAAAAGGAUCAUAAUUACACCUGAAGUUUCAACCCAAGAUCCAGAGAAGUCUGACUACUUUAAAGAUACGGUUGAGCUUGGAGGAUCAAUAGCAUAUGAUGAACCUGAAAAUCCUAAUGAUGCAGCCUCUUCUCGGCAAAUGAGGAUUCAGAACAUUUUCACUCUCUGUGGGGGUUAUAGAGAACUUUCUCAGCAUGAUGGCAACAGCACACCUAUGCCUGCAGCAAAGACGUUGGAUGAACUUGAGGCGGAACAAAACCUGGAUGAUCAAGAGCAGGAAAAAUUAAGGGGUUCAGCUGAGAUAGCAAAGAAUUUGAAGGAGAAUCAUAAUCCAUUAGAUGAAGAAGCAUCUCGUGUUGAAGUAUAUGUAAAAUGGGAGGCAUCAAAAGAAAAUCCUGGUAACUUUAUCACCACAUUGAAGGUUUUGAAAGAUUCCACUCUUGCUGACUUGCGGAAGUUAAUAGAAAUCCAUCUUGCUGGCGAUCAUCAAGGUUUUGCUUUCCUUGUUCUUGGGGAUCCUUCUGGUGCUCCUGUGUCUAAGGACAAGGAGGCUACAACGAAGACAAGCAAGCUUCCUAUCUGCAACAAUCAAGUACAUGGCCGCCUAGCUUGUCUGCGUCCCAUGAAGUCAAUUCAGCCGCCGUCUCAUUUGCCAUUUAGUCCUCUGGAAAAUAAGCUGCCAAACACUCCAAAUUCACAUAUUGGCAAGAAAGCUGAUGAUUGCUUCUCACCUAAGAUAGCUCAAUACCUAAGCUCAACACCUCUGGUUACUCUUAGAAGACUUUAACAUCGAUGAUUCAGGUAUGUCCAGAUGUUUGUAAUACUUGAAGUAUAUGCUGUAAUUACACUGUAUCAGUCUAGUAUUUGCUGUAACUAUAUGCUAAGUACAUGUAGUUUUGUACUCCUGGUGCAUGAUGUAAGCAGCAUGAUUACCAUUUGAUUAUGGCUGCAAGUAUGAUGAUGUGCUUUGUUCA
Messenger RNA from Sesamum indicum (sesame), 3064 nucleotides. Its product is annotated as kinesin-like protein KIN-10A. Lineage: Eukaryota; Viridiplantae; Streptophyta; Magnoliopsida; Lamiales; Pedaliaceae. Gene Ontology annotation, molecular function: ATP hydrolysis activity; microtubule binding; microtubule motor activity. Gene Ontology annotation, cellular component: kinesin complex; microtubule. Gene Ontology annotation, biological process: microtubule-based movement. The record is from RefSeq and is a predicted model, not a curated record.